This is a messenger RNA of Mus caroli (Ryukyu mouse), 2660 nucleotides long. It is a transcript of the gene Alg9, whose product is annotated as ALG9 alpha-1,2-mannosyltransferase. The record is from RefSeq and is a predicted model, not a curated record. Gene Ontology annotation, cellular component: endoplasmic reticulum membrane. Gene Ontology annotation, molecular function: alpha-1,2-mannosyltransferase activity. Gene Ontology annotation, biological process: protein N-linked glycosylation. Lineage: Eukaryota; Metazoa; Chordata; Mammalia; Rodentia; Muridae.
UCGCCUCAAUUGCUCCACUGGCACAGUAUUUCAGUUUUUAUUGCGCAUGUCGAGGCGUUUUGUCCCUCGGCGGACACCGUUUUCCAGCCAAGCAAUGUCUGCACCUUCACCGAUUUCGUAGCGUGCAGAGUUCUAUCCUUUCCCCGACGCUGGGCAUGGCGAGCCGAAGGGCCCGGCAGCGCCUCAAGGGCGGCGGCGGCGGCGGCAGUGGGGAUGCGGGCCCGGCGGCGGAGAAGCUGGGAGAACAGCUAGGCAGCCGGGAGGCAGGCGCGGAGCCGCGGCCAGAGUCUGGAAAUAAAGCAGGGCAAGUCUGGGCCCCUGAAGGAUCCACUGCUUUCAAGUGUCUGCUCUCAGCGAGGUUGUGCGCAGCCCUUCUGAGCAACAUCUCGGACUGUGAUGAAACAUUCAACUACUGGGAACCAACACACUACCUCAUCUACGGGAAGGGAUUCCAGACAUGGGAGUAUUCCCCCGUGUAUGCCAUCCGCUCAUAUGCCUACCUGUUGCUGCAUGCCUGGCCAGCUGCAUUUCAUGCACGGAUUCUGCAGACUAACAAGAUUCUUGUAUUCUACUUUUUGAGAUGUCUCCUGGCUUUUGUGAGCUGUGUUUGUGAACUUUACUUUUAUAAGGCUGUGUGCAAGAAGUUUGGGCUGCAUGUGAGUCGAAUGAUGCUGGCCUUCCUGGUGCUCAGCACGGGCAUGUUCUGCUCAUCGUCUGCAUUCCUCCCCAGCAGCUUCUGCAUGUACACCACGCUGAUCGCCAUGACUGGAUGGUAUAUGGACAAGACACCCAUUGCUGUGCUGGGAGUAGCAGCCGGUGCCAUCUUAGGGUGGCCGUUUAGUGCAGCUCUUGGUUUACCCAUCGCCUUGGACUUGCUGGCCAGGAAGCACAGGUGGAAGAGUUUCCUCCUCUGGUCCCUGGUGGCCCUGGCUCUCUUCUUGGUGCCCGUGGUGGUCAUUGACAGCUACUAUUACGGGAAGUUGGUGGUUGCCCCCCUCAACAUUGUUUUGUAUAACGUCUUUACAUCUCAUGGACCUGAUCUUUAUGGUACAGAACCAUGGUAUUUCUAUUUAAUCAAUGGAUUUCUGAACUUCAAUGUUGCCUUUGCUUUGGCUCUUCUGGUUUUGCCACUGACUUUCCUUAUGGAGUACCUGCUGCAGAGAUUCCAUGUUCAGAAUUUAGGACACCCGUAUUGGCUGACCUUGGCGCCAAUGUAUAUUUGGUUUAUAAUUUUCUUCAUCCAGCCUCACAAAGAAGAGCGCUUUCUCUUCCCAGUCUAUCCGCUCAUAUGUCUCUGUGGUGCUGUUGCUCUUUCUGCACUUCAGAAAUGCUACCACUUUGUCUUUCAACGGUACCGCCUGGAGCAUUACACGGUGACGUCCAACUGGCUGGCGCUGGGCACAGUAUUCCUGUUUGGGCUCUUGUCAUUCUCCCGCUCUGUGGCUCUGUUCAGAGGAUACCACGGGCCCCUUGAUUUAUAUCCAGAAUUUUACAGAAUUGCCACAGACCCAACCAUCCACACUGUCCCAGAAGGCAGGCCCGUGAACGUCUGUGUGGGAAAAGAAUGGUAUCGAUUUCCCAGUAGCUUCCUUCUGCCUGACAAUUGGCAGCUUCAGUUCAUUCCAUCAGAGUUCAGAGGUCAGCUACCAAAGCCUUUCGCAGAGGGACCACUGGCCACCAGGACUGUUCCCACUCACAUGAACGACCAGAACCGAGAGGAGCCUUCCAGAUAUAUUGACAUCAGCAAAUGCCAUUACUUAGUGGAUUUGGAUACCAUGAGAGAAACACCUCGGGAGCCAAACUACUCAUCCCACAGAGAAGAAUGGGUCAGCCUGGCCCACAGACCAUUCCUGGAUGCGUCUAGGUCUUCCAAGUUGCUUCGGGCAUUCUAUGUUCCCUUCCUGUCAGAUCAGUACACGGUGUAUGUGAACUACACCAUCCUGAAGCCUCGGAAAGCAAAGCCGAGCAGGAAGAAAAGUGGAGGUUAGCACACCCCCAUGACUCCAGAGGACAGCCUGUGCUAACUAGGGCUUCCAUGGAGCCGACUUCCUCCAAGGCAUCCUGUUAAAGCUGUAAUAAAGGUCGUCCACCAAGAAUGCCAGAAUCUGGUGCUCUGAGCUCGUCAUGGUCUAUGUCAAAGUCUAAUCAAAGUCACACACUUCCUGCUCCUGGGUCUGUUCUGUAUGUGAGCUGUCUGCAGAUAGGCACAGUCCUAACUCCUGGGGAAGUCCAGUGCUCCACUCCACCUUGUUCUCGAUGUAGGUACUCACUGGAGGGAGAAGAGCAGAACAUGCUUGCAGGAACUGCGAAAGGACCUAACUCGGUGUGGGCUACCCUUCUCCACUCUCUGGCCUGCAUCUGAGAACUACCAAGCCUCCCUUAGACUACAUGGUUUCUCUCUCAGAGCUGUUUGGCAGCUCCUAGCAGGCCUUCUUCAAAUCCUACUGCUGAAAAGCAGCUCAGCCUAGUUGCCAACCAGAUAUGGCCUUUUCCCGGCAGCAAGACUUGGCUUCUAAAGUGUUCGCAGGACUGACACUGUCCUGAAGCUCAGGAAAAAGGCGACCACUGAAGAACUGUGACCUAAUCAUAUUAUUUAUGAUGCCUCUAACUUUCCUUUUAUUUUCUUUAAAACUGGUCUUAAUUAUAUGGCUUUUUGGGAA